Mesocricetus auratus (golden hamster) is the source of this 534-nucleotide messenger RNA. Its product is annotated as NADH dehydrogenase [ubiquinone] 1 beta subcomplex subunit 5, mitochondrial-like. NCBI's taxonomy places the organism in Eukaryota, Metazoa, Chordata, Mammalia, Rodentia, Cricetidae. The coding region runs from base 1 to 534 and encodes 177 amino acids. The record is from RefSeq and is a predicted model, not a curated record. The transcript has a single exon.
AUGGUGGCCAUGAGCCUGUUGCAGCGGGCUUCGGUCGCCACAUGGACAGCGCUGUCUGGCCGGCAUGCUGGCACUAGACUCGGGGUCGGAAGUCUUCUCACACGUGGGGACCAUGGCAAGAGACUGUUCAUCAUCAAGUCUUCUUCAUUCUGUGACAAUUGCUUUUUAAGGUUACUGAAAUUCUACAUCUUGUUGACUGGGAUUCCAGUUGAAAUUGGCACAACGCUGGUAAACAUAUUUAUUGGUGAAGCCGAACUUGCAGAAAUCCCAGAAGGCUACAUCCCAGAACACUGGGAGUAUUACAAGCAUCCAAUAUCAAGAUUGAUUGCCAGAACUUUCUAUAAUUCUCCCAAAAAGAAAUAUGAGAAGACCAUGGCUAUCCUCCAGAUUGAAUCUGAAAAGGCUGGAUUAUGGAUAAAGGAGUUUGAAGUUCCAAGACUGAUGCGUGCCCAUGGUGACGGACCCUGGUUUCAAUAUCCAACGCUUGAGAAGGAAUUCAUUGAUCAUUUUCCAAAAGCAACGCCUAACAACUAG